Aspergillus vadensis CBS 113365 is the source of this 495-nucleotide messenger RNA. RefSeq names its product endosulfine family protein. The transcript is spliced from 3 exons. The coding region runs from base 1 to 495 and encodes 164 amino acids. The record is from RefSeq and is a predicted model, not a curated record. Gene Ontology annotation, molecular function: protein phosphatase inhibitor activity. NCBI's taxonomy places the organism in Eukaryota, Fungi, Ascomycota, Eurotiomycetes, Eurotiales, Aspergillaceae. Gene Ontology annotation, cellular component: cytoplasm.
AUGAAUCCCCAUCAGCAGAACAAGAUCGAUACUAGCAAAAUGAGCCCGGAUGAGCAGCGGCUUUUCCGCCUCUAUGGCAAGAUGCCCACCAAGAAAGACCUCCUGCAGAACAAAUUGAAGGAGCGCAAAUACUUUGACUCGGGGGAUUACGCACUCAGCAAGGCCGGAAAGGCUUCGGAUGUCGGUGUCACCAACAUCGGCUCCCAGCACCCCGUCCCGGAGAACAUUCCUCACCUAACUGCCACCUCGCCUGGUGCUAACAACCCUGCGGCUGCAAGCAAUGGCGGCAGCAUCAGUGCUCAAGGAGGCCAGCAGAUCCCUGGUAGCAUCAGUGGCCAUCCCGGCUCCAUCGGAUUUCAGAGCCGAAGCCCCGUGAAGGACCCAAGUUAUCUGCAACGGGAGACAAGUGCGGAUGAGACCGAGGAAGCCGAGAAGAAGGAAGAUGACAGCGUGAGCCCACCCCCUGCGCGUGGUGGUGUUCCGAUCCGACAAUAA